AACCACGCCCCUAGCAACGAGUUUCGCGUACUAUGAAAGGUCGGAAGUUGAUUAUUGUUGAUAGAGAAAGGAAUAUUAUGUAAUUUACAAUAAGUUAAUAACUGGCUGGCAGGAACCUUUCAGAUUCCCCUUUAUUGGUGAUAUCGCGAUGAUCUAUAACAUCUCAGUGUGGAUGUCUGUUGUAAUUUCAGUUGUCCCACUAUGGCGGCGAUAGCUGUUGAUCAACAACCGAUUGACGAUCCUUGGAGGAAUGGAGCUGCCAAACGUACUGCAGCCCUGCCUAAACAUUCUUUAUUCGGAACAGCAUUAGAAGUGUAUGACAAGGAAGAUAUUGAGAGUAUUAAAAGAAUCGACCCAAAGGAACACCAAAAACUUUUAUUGGAGCGAAAAAAGAAGGAAAAACUGAAAUUACCCGACUCCCUCCGAUCCCAAUUAUUGUCAGGAUCAGAUGAGUAUGUUGCAAAGAACCGAGCUGAAUAUCAGAAACUAAAAGCUCUGUUUAAUCAAACAGAUAAUUCCAUCAGAGAGGCUGAGCGAGACGCACUGUCAUUCAGAGGAGGAAACCAAACAUCAUAUACUAAUAAAAACAGUCGGCUUUCCGAAGAAGCAGCACAACUUGCUAGGCGAAUGAAUAGAGUCGGCCUAAACGAUAGAAGUAGCUAUAACUAUGAUAAAUACGGUAAAGAGAGAAAGCUUCCCGCUCAUCAGUAUAGUCUUAUAGGUGAUAUUCUCCGACCAGGGAACGAUUUUGCUGCUCGUAGAGAAAAAACAGACAUUCCUUUUAGAGCCGAGAACACGAACAAUAACAUGCUUCAAACGGCCAUAGGGAGACAACCUUCCGCUAGGGGCGCAAAUAGUCCAAGAGCUGCAAUAGAACUCCCGCCAAAUAUCAAACAUCAAUACGGUACUAGAGUAUGCGACAAUUUAUUAUCUGAUGAAAAAGUAGUGAAACAAACUUUGGAAGAACAAGCUAAAAAUAGAGCUUCCGGUAAACAGAAAGACCGGGUUUCCAUUACUGCUUUAGAAAAACAAUUAAAACCAGAAUAUGAACAACUCGGAAACUUUAUGCGACAAAAUGUGUUCCCCGGUUACACCAUAGAUCACCAUACGUCCACAACCAAGUCUGUAUAUACAGACGAUGUACACUUAAGACGGAACCCAGACCCGGAUAAAUGGAGAUACCAGAGAGACGAACUUAGUUCCUGGUCUGAACACAACAUUCUGAGAGAUCGAAUGAAGAAGAGUUGGGACCAGUAUCUAGGAUCACAACCAAAAGCUCAAGUUAAUUGGGAUAGGCAUACUAAAGCACCACCUAAGCCAAUUCUAAAGGACCCUGAAAAACCAAAGAAACCACAACAAAAGUCAAAGAAUACAAAACCAAAAGAAAAUAAACCGAAAGAUUCAGAAUUUGCGGACAUUAAGUUUGUUACUCCCCCUGUUACCCCUCCUCCGGAAAAAGUUAAACUGGCGCCAAAAGCUGGCAAGGAUAGUGAAUUCUGGGAUUUAUAUGAAGGCGGGAAGAAAUAAUGGACAAAUAAACUAGGGAUUCUAAAUUGAAAAAAAACACAUUAUUUUGUAAAAUGAUAUGGCAUUUUAUUUACAGGACAGUAUUAAUUUCAAAUGUCAAAUCAGGUGAAAAAAAAAUCACAUUCGAUAAUCAUGUGCAUAUUAUAAAUUAUUGACAUAUGCUUGUUAAAUUAUGUAAUUGUAAUGUGACUGCAUUAAAUUUAAAAACAA
Mytilus trossulus (common blue mussel) is the source of this 1737-nucleotide messenger RNA. RefSeq lists its product as uncharacterized. The record is from RefSeq and is a predicted model, not a curated record. The coding region runs from base 202 to 1527 and encodes 441 amino acids. The transcript is spliced from 4 exons. Lineage: Eukaryota; Metazoa; Mollusca; Bivalvia; Mytilida; Mytilidae.